UCAUCAGCGCCCAUCGAAUCGAACACGUACUCGCUUCGGAUCACAACAAAAGGUGUCUUUAGAGAAAAUAGUCCAAAAGAAGUAAAAUUUCCUCAGAAAAGGUGACGAAAUAUUGUGCAAAGUGCAGAAUAAUUAGGAUUUUAGAACGAUAGUCGCGAGUGCGAACAUAUUUAAGAUAGAAGUGAUUGUAUAUCCCAGCAGAAACGAGAAUCUCCACGCCUCAAAAUGAGCGACAUCCAAACCUGGUACAAACAGGUACCGAUGUUUACUCGGCUGUGGCUUUCGGCCACGGUCGGUAUCAGUCUGCUGUCCCGCUUCGGGAUCCUGCCGCCCCAGUAUCUGAUUCUGCAGUCGUACCCGCUGUUCAAGCAGUUACAGCUAUGGAGACCGAUGACUGCAGUGUUCUUCUACCCGCUGAAUCCGGCCACCGGGUUUCACUUUAUGUUGAACUGUUUCUUCCUGUACAACUACUCACUCCGAUUGGAGACGGAACAGUUCAAGCAGAAACCAGGGGAUUACUUCUACCUGCUGUUCUUCAACUGGAUCCUCUGUGUGCUGAUUGGUCUGCUGAUUGAACUUCCGAUCCUGAUGGAUCCCAUGGUGCUGUCGGUUCUGUACGUUUGGUGUAAGCUGAACAAGGACGUGAUCGUGAACUUCUGGUUCGGCACCCGGUUCAAGGCCAUGUACUUGCCAUGGGUGCUGCUGGGAAUGAACCUGAUUCUGUCCUCUGGAAGCAUCUUUUCAAUCGUUGGUAUCUUGGUGGGUCAUGCCUACUACUUCUUAAAAUUCAUUUAUCCACAAGAACUCGGAGGUCCCAGCUUGCUUGAGACUCCACUGUUUGUCAAACGCUACUUCCCGGAUGUGUCCGGUGGUGUGCACGGUUUCGGUGUUCCUCCAGUGGGUCAGCGCGCAAAUCCACAGCAGCAACAGCAGGGCAAUGGAUUUGGGCUUCGGCAUGCCUGGGGACGUGGCCACGUCUUGGGUCGUGAUUAGGAGGUAAGUUUUUGGUGUAGGCAUUCGGAUUGCUGUUUUUUUUUUUGUAAAUAAAUGCCAAUCACAGUAGCUUUCUACCCAUCAUCAACGAGCAUUUUACUCGCACGUUCUACCGUAACUCUUUUCUCGUCGGAAUAAUUGUUAGGUGUUAGUUAUACAUAUAUAUAUUUUUUAUGUAUUUGAAUCGGAGUAAUGGGAAUUACCCUAAAUGGCAUAUGGUUGUUCGGUUUAUUGCGUUGCUUAUCGCAGAGGAAUUUGGUAUUAUACCAAUUGAUGUAUAUUUCGUCGGUCAAAAGUUACCAAAUAACUAUAAGCCAAGUGGGAGACUUCCCAUAGCAAUGUAUUAGAUAAUAACUCAGGGGAUGAAGACAUUCUGGAUUAAUCGUCUAAAAUAAAUUCAAUGUGCAACCCACUGAA
Aedes albopictus (Asian tiger mosquito) is the source of this 1410-nucleotide messenger RNA. It is a transcript of the gene Der-1, whose product is annotated as derlin-1. Gene Ontology annotation, cellular component: endoplasmic reticulum membrane; Hrd1p ubiquitin ligase ERAD-L complex. The coding region runs from base 226 to 993 and encodes 255 amino acids. NCBI's taxonomy places the organism in Eukaryota, Metazoa, Arthropoda, Insecta, Diptera, Culicidae. Gene Ontology annotation, molecular function: ubiquitin-specific protease binding; misfolded protein binding. Gene Ontology annotation, biological process: endoplasmic reticulum unfolded protein response. The transcript has 5 exons. The record is from RefSeq and is a predicted model, not a curated record.